AUGGCGCGCACGCUGCGCCGCGAAGACUACACGGUGGGAUGGGUGUGCGCGCUACCGCUCGAGCUGGCGGCAGCACAGGAGAUGCUCAACGAGGAGCACCCCGACCUCGAGCGCGACCUUGAUGACAACGACGAGAACCUGUACGCUGGGCUCGAUGGGCGGCCACAACGUCGCCAUCCAUCAGUGGCGACGCAGAUGCGAGCGACAUUCAAGAAGAUUCGGUUCAGGCUGAUGGUGGGCAUCGGCGACGGCGUGCCGAGCGCUGAGGCAGACGUGCGGCUGGGAGAUGUGGUGAUCAGCCAGCCGCACCAACGUCGUCUAGGAGCUGAAGACACGCGCAACGCCUGCGAGAUGGAGGCGCAGUCAACGCUACUUUACAAUCGCAUGCAAAAAUAUUAG
Molecule: messenger RNA, 399 nt
Organism: Macroventuria anomochaeta
Lineage: Eukaryota; Fungi; Ascomycota; Dothideomycetes; Pleosporales; Didymellaceae
Exons: 2
Coding region: 1-399 (132 amino acids)
Biological process (GO): nucleoside metabolic process
Molecular function (GO): catalytic activity
Source: RefSeq, a predicted model, not a curated record